ACCCCCCUCUUAAGUCAUUCGCUGCCACAACUCCCGCCACCAACCCCCCCUCAACAAUGCCCUCACAUCCGCUGUCUCCCAUUGAUUUAUCUAGUUCCUCUGACCGUCUGAGCAAUCUUUCGGUCACCGCGACCCCUCUUCCUACUUCUCCCUCCGGGUUUUCAUCCUCCUCGUUGUUCCCGCCGUCCGCGCGUUCAGGUGCCACCCACCCGCCGCAUUCGACCCCAAGACGAAUUCCCAGCACCAGCUCCUUGAGAGAGGAACGGCGAAAAUCCCCUCCUAGCUUGAAGAAGUGCUCCUCUACCGCGUCCUUGCGUUCGGUUCCCCUUGCGAAUGGUGGUUCUGCAUCGCCUCGCCGCAGUUUGUCGCGCCGUUCCUCCUCCACGCUCGCAACCUCCCCGACGCCCACCGCGACGACGCUCAGCAAUAGCUACACGAUGUCGGCCAAAAAGUCGCCGCGGUCCACGGCGGCCACCCCCGAGCAUUGUGCACCCACCACGCCCGCGUCUAUUGCUGCAGAUCACUUCAAAAGGGAAGUCGAUUUGCACCAGUCGACCGACCGCCAAUCCCAGACUCUCGUGAUCGUCCACGAUGCGUGUUAUGGCCACCGGUUUUCGCGUCCUCGAGCGUCCCGUGCCGCCUUGAAUUCGAUUGUCGAACGACCAGAACGGAUCCGCGCCUGUGUGCUAGGAAUCUCCGUGGCUUAUGUUCGUCUUGCCCGCCGACAUGCCGGUGGCCAAUUUGCCCCCCACCCCGACCUGAAUCUCCAUCAGCUACCGAUCCCGCCGUUCCAGAUCAGAAAGACUGCGCGAACCUUGGCAGUGGGCUCUCCAGCGGUUACCCAUGUGCAUGGAUCUAGGUGGAUGGAGGAUCUCAAGACUAUGUGCGAUGCUGCAGAGUCGCGACUCGCCUUGAAUGGGAAGGAAUUGGUCCGACCCCACAGCAGUGGGAAGGACGCUGCCGCCGGGACGACGACGACGACGUCGACCCAUCAGUCGUUUCACGAAGGCGAUCUUUACCUUUGUUCCGAGUCUUUGAAUGCGUUUGAGGGCGCCUUGGGGGGGGUGUGUGAAGGGAUCGAUGCGGUCUUUAGCCCUUCUUCUUCUACCAAGCGUGCCUUUGUCUGCAUUCGCCCUCCCGGCCAUCAUUGCUCGUCCGGUCACCCAUCUGGAUUCUGUUGGAUUAAUAACGUGCAUGUGGGUAUUACUUAUGCCGCCAUGACCCAUGGACUCACCCACGCCGCCAUUCUCGACUUUGAUCUUCACCACGGCGAUGGUUCCCAGGAUAUAGCUUGGCAACAGAACCAGACGGCGGCCACGGCGCCCCGCAAUGCGGCUUCGUACAAAAAGACCCGAAUCGGGUACUUUAGCUUGCACGAUAUUAAUUCGUAUCCGUGCGAAAUGGGCGAACCGGAGAAGGUGCGCAACGCGAGUGUCUGCAUCGAAAAGGCACAUGGACAGUCCAUUUGGAACGUUCAUCUGGAACCGUGGAAAUCCGAACGCGAAUUUUGGGCGCUCUAUGGCGCCAAAUACACCGUCUUGAUUGAUCGAGCCCGUGCGUUUUUGCGGAUGCAUACAGAACGCUUGGCCGGUAACCCGAAUGGCCCUCCUCCCCAGGCGGCGAUUUUUAUUUCAGCUGGAUUUGAUGCCAGUGAAUGGGAGGGAGCCGGGAUGCAGAGACACCAGGUGAAUGUCCCCACCGAGUUCUACGCCAAGUUUACUGCGGAUGUCGUGCGCCUGGCAGAGGAAGAAGGGUUGGGUGUGGACGGCCGAGUUAUCAGCGUGCUGGAAGGAGGUUAUAGCAACCGGGCCUUGACCACCGGCGUACUGAGCCACCUGUCGGGAUUGGGAGAUGGGACACAACAACGCUCGGGAUCGGGCACGGAAGAUCAGAUUAAUCGCCUGGCCACUGAAAUGACGGACCGUCUAGGUCUCUCGGAGCCCACCACUCCAGCGGACAAUCAACAACCAGGAUUGGAAGCACUUUAUGAUCGUGAAUGGUGGUCUUUGCCCCUGGUGGAAGAGCUCGAGGCUCUAGUAUCCCCACCACCCCUGCCACCGGUGGUCAAACCUCGAGAAAAGGCAGCCCCUACGUAUUUUGCUCCUACGCAAUCCUUUGCUGCCAAGGUUGUCCUCCUCCCAUCCCGAGACCGCAAAUCCACCACCAGCUCUCAGGCCAGUCUCGAUUUGGAUACUCCGCCACUGCCCCCGCUGCCGCCGGUGACCUGGGCGGUCGCUGCCCAUGAGUUGUCCAAGAUCCUGAUCCCGAGUGAUCGCCAAACGACGAGCUAUCGGCCUGGGGACCUCAACGCCGAAGCCUCGCGAUUGAGACGCGAACGCCAGACGGCAGCCAUCACCGACACAGCUCCGACCGGUCCGGCGGCGACUGCGGUCGAGGAUAAUAAGAGGAAGCUUCGCAUGCGGAAGCCCAAGACCUCGCUCCCUAGUCCGCCGAGGGCUGAGACACCGGGGCGGCGAAGCAAUAGGAACAGCCGACGAACCACCCUUGACUCUCCUAGUGCGCUUCCUAAUUCCACUAGAUCCCCUAGCAUGCUCGCAACUCGUAGAAAGAGCGCCUCUGCCACCCCGACGACCACCGGGUCUUCUUCCUCUUCGACCCCGGAACAAGAUGGAUCGGACCAGAGACCCGCUUCCCAGGGCUCCACCAGUGUGCGGAGGAAGCCUAACACAUCUCGGGCUGCAACCCCCCGACGAACGGCUAGUCCCCGCAAGACACCUCCUGUGCCACAGGUUCCGUCUGCCUUUAUUCCUGUACCACCCUCCGGGGAGGAGGAGGAGGAGGAGGAGGAGCAGCCGACGACUGGAUCCACUCCUGGUGACAACGACCGCCAAGGGCACCCUGAUAUGGAUAGCUUAGUCGCCAGAGUGGGCAAGCUAAGCAUAAAGCUCAAAGUACCCUCUCCGGAAGAGAACGCAGCUCGAGAGAAAAAGGCAGCCGAGGAGCGCAAACGUCCAACCUCCAAAGGCACAUCCAAGGCGACCCGGGCUCCCAGGAAGGCCUCCUCCGCCCUUAAAUCCCUACCUUCGAGCUCUUCCACUCAACCCACCUCUGAGUCUCCAUCUCUCCCAGAUAUCCCCGCAAAAGAGGAGAAGCCAGCAGAUGCGAAGCCCCCGAGUGCUUCCCUGGUGACUCCCGUCGCGUCGUCACCUGUGUCAUCACCUAUUCCUAUUCCGUCACAUAUCGACUCUACGGAACCUGAGCCUGUCAGCACACAAGAACAGACUUGGAACAUGGCGACUGAAUCCAAGGCUCCCGCGCCGCACACCCUUUAUGCCAAUGUCUCUCCUCCUCUGACCCCAGGACCUACGAGCGAUUCUGCGGGUCCUCGGUCCAUGCUGUACUCGCCCACGGCGUCGGUUCCAAUGACGAUGCAUGGCCUCCCGGUACUUACGUCGCAUGAACCUAUUCCUUUUGCGCCGUCCAAUGCGUCAAAAGCAGCAGUGAACGAAGCCAAGCCGGGAGCUUCGACUUGAUUUUGCCUCUACGUACUAAGGAUGCUUGCUGUUCGCCUCUGAAUUGUCUUUAUUGCUCCAUAUUUUACCUGUUACUAUACCCCUAUUGUUUGGAGUUUUAUUUUCU
Messenger RNA from Aspergillus ochraceoroseus IBT 24754, 3600 nucleotides. RefSeq names its product histone deacetylase hosB. The record is from RefSeq and is a predicted model, not a curated record. Gene Ontology annotation, cellular component: nucleus. Gene Ontology annotation, molecular function: histone deacetylase activity. Lineage: Eukaryota; Fungi; Ascomycota; Eurotiomycetes; Eurotiales; Aspergillaceae. The transcript has a single exon. The coding region runs from base 57 to 3494 and encodes 1145 amino acids.